AUGCUGGAUAUUCCCCGGAUCCAGAUCUACGAGUUCGUGCUCGGGAUACCGCUCUCCUCUCGUAGACACCGUACGGUGGAGCCCGAUGAUUAUCAUUUAGUCCAAACAAUCAAGUUUACCGGCGAGGAAUUUCUACCCAAUCUGGUCAAGGCGUACAAGCUCGCGCCGCAGUCCUUUGACAUGGAAAUCGGCUACCUGGCAAUCAUCAGCAAGCCCGUCGGCAAGGUCUACUUCUCAGACGAAACGCCGAGACGCUUGCUCUUGCUGAGCAUGAUUGAUCUUACGUCUUGGUACUUGCGCAUCGACUCGGACCCUGCAGAUCGAUCGUCCACGAUUCAACUGGCACGCGAGAGUUCGUGGCUGCUGGAGCUGGGCGAUGAUUUUCGAGCUCGUUCAAAGUCAGCAUUCGAACUUCCACACGUCCAGCUCUGA
Molecule: messenger RNA, 432 nt
Organism: Sparassis crispa
Lineage: Eukaryota; Fungi; Basidiomycota; Agaricomycetes; Polyporales; Sparassidaceae
Exons: 3
Coding region: 1-432 (143 amino acids)
Source: RefSeq, a predicted model, not a curated record